GUUAGUUCUACAGAAGAGGCAGAAAAACAAGAGAUAACAAAGGCUCCGUUUCCUUUCUGUGAGAGAAGGCUUUUGUCUUUCCUCCUGCUACAAUGUCAGUGUCUGGCAAGAAAGAGUUUGAUGUGAAACAGAUCCUAAGGCUACGCUGGAGGUGGUUUAGUCAUCCUUUUCAAGGUUCCACCAACACUGGAAGCUGUCUUCAGCAGGAAGGAUAUGAGCACAGAGGGACCCCGGUUCAGGGCAGGUUGAAGAGCCACUCUCGGGACAGAAACGGACUGAAGAAAAGCAACAGUCCUGUCCACCACAAUAUACUGGCACCAGUGCCAGGACCGGCCCCUGCCCAUCAGAGAGCCGUUCAGAAUUUGCAGCAACAUAAUCUGAUAGUACAUUUUCAAGCAAAUGAAGAUACUCCUAAGGCAGUUCCAGAGAAGAAUUUAUUCCAAGAAGCUUGUGGGAAACGCGCACAAGAUUUGGAGAUGAUGGCUGAUGACAAUAUAGAAGAUUCUACAGCAAGAUUAGAUACACAGCACUCUGAAGAAAUGAACGCCACCGGAUCUGAAGAGCAGUUCCACGUUAUAAACCACGCAGAGCAAACUCUUCGUAAAAUGGAGAACUACUUGAAAGAGAAGCAACUAUGUGAUGUGCUACUAAUUGCAGGACACCUCCGCAUCCCAGCCCAUAGGUUGGUUCUCAGUGCAGUGUCUGAUUAUUUUGCUGCAAUGUUUACUAAUGAUGUGCUUGAAGCCAAACAAGAAGAGGUCAGGAUGGAAGGAGUAGAUCCAAAUGCACUGAAUUCCUUGGUGCAAUAUGCUUACACAGGAGUCCUGCAACUGAAAGAAGAUACCAUUGAAAGUUUGUUGGCUGCAGCUUGUCUUCUGCAGCUGACUCAGGUCAUUGAUGUUUGCUCCAAUUUUCUCAUAAAGCAGCUCCAUCCUUCAAACUGCUUAGGGAUUCGAUCAUUUGGAGACGCCCAAGGCUGUACAGAACUUCUGAAUGUGGCACACAAAUACACUAUGGAACACUUCAUCGAGGUAAUAAAAAACCAAGAAUUCCUCCUGCUUCCAGCUAAUGAAAUUUCAAAACUUCUGUGCAGUGAUGACAUUAAUGUGCCUGAUGAAGAGACCAUUUUUCAUGCUCUAAUGCAGUGGGUGGGGCAUGAUGUGCAGAAUAGGCAAGGAGAACUGGGGAUGCUGCUUUCUUACAUCAGACUGCCAUUACUCCCACCACAGUUACUGGCAGAUCUUGAAACCAGUUCCAUGUUUACUGGUGAUCUUGAGUGUCAGAAGCUCCUGAUGGAAGCUAUGAAGUAUCAUCUUUUACCUGAGAGAAGAUCCAUGAUGCAAAGCCCUCGGACAAAACCUAGAAAAUCAACUGUAGGGGCACUUUAUGCUGUAGGAGGCAUGGAUGCUAUGAAAGGUACUACUACUAUUGAAAAAUAUGACCUCAGGACCAACAGUUGGCUACAUAUUGGCACGAUGAAUGGCCGUAGGCUUCAAUUUGGAGUUGCAGUUAUUGAUAAUAAGCUCUAUGUCGUGGGAGGAAGAGACGGUUUAAAAACUUUGAAUACAGUGGAAUGUUUUAAUCCAGUUGGCAGAAUCUGGACUGUGAUGCCUCCCAUGUCAACGCAUCGGCACGGCUUAGGUGUAGCCACUCUUGAAGGACCAAUGUAUGCUGUAGGUGGUCAUGAUGGAUGGAGCUAUCUAAAUACUGUAGAAAGAUGGGACCCUGAGGGACGACAGUGGAAUUACGUAGCCAGUAUGUCAACUCCUAGAAGCACAGUCGGUGUUGUUGCAUUAAACAACAAAUUAUAUGCUAUUGGUGGACGUGAUGGAAGUUCCUGCCUCAAAUCAAUGGAAUACUUUGACCCACACACUAACAAGUGGAGUUUGUGUGCUCCAAUGUCCAAAAGACGUGGAGGUGUGGGAGUUGCCACAUAUAACGGAUUCUUAUAUGUUGUAGGGGGGCAUGAUGCCCCUGCUUCCAACCAUUGCUCCAGGCUUUCUGACUGUGUGGAACGGUAUGAUCCAAAAAGUGACUCAUGGUCAACUGUGGCACCUCUGAGUGUUCCUCGAGAUGCUGUUGCUGUGUGCCCGCUUGGAGACAAACUCUAUGUGGUUGGAGGAUAUGAUGGACAUACUUAUUUGAACACAGUUGAGUCAUAUGAUGCACAGAGAAAUGAAUGGAAAGAGGGCAUGCAAGAACUUCCACAAAACUUCUAUACCACACAGAAGCUGAAGGAAACUCUGGGGCACUAAAUUCAGAUCCUUUCUCUGCCCAACAAUUCCACUUAUCAAUCUGACUCAGGUGUGGCUGUUGUCCCUUUUUGAUAUGGUGGGAACACUGAAAGACAGUUUCCUUUUGGAGUUCCAAAUGCAAUAUAGAAAAAAACCCCUGUGACUCUGGAUUUUAUUUUAAGUUCUCUAACAAGACUCUUACCUUGAGAUCUUAGUCUAGAGGUAAAGAAAAAAAAAAAAAGGCCAUGAAACACAUAUGCCCUAAACUCUCAUCAUUCUAUGUCUACUUUCUCCCAAUCACAUCACCUCAGGUAGAAGGGACAGAUUUUUCAGUUGCUAUUUCUCUUCGUAAUGAACUUUCUUUACAUCCUGUCCACAUUGCUAGAGACACUAAGUCCCAACUUAAAUGAUGGAAGGAGCAUCUCCCCUCUUGUCUAUGGAAGAUACCACAUGAACUACCUAAUUUGCAAGCACGGAUCUCCAUAUUUCAAAGGAGAGUUUUUAAAAUGUUUUUAAAAUUUCAAAUAUCUCACCAUGAUGAAUUAUGUGUAAGGUGAUAAUAUGUUUAAUUAGCUUGAUUUAAUCAUCCCACACUGUAUACAUAUACCAAAAUAUAUUGUACCCCAUAAUAUAUAUAAUUAUGAUUUAUGAACUACAGUAAUAUUAAUAAAAGUGUUAAAGCU
Molecule: messenger RNA, 2917 nt
Organism: Piliocolobus tephrosceles (Ugandan red Colobus)
Lineage: Eukaryota; Metazoa; Chordata; Mammalia; Primates; Cercopithecidae
Gene: KLHL4
Product: kelch like family member 4
Exons: 11
Coding region: 93-2255 (720 amino acids)
Molecular function (GO): protein binding
Source: RefSeq, a predicted model, not a curated record